UUAAUUGCGCAAUUGGCUGCCAGUAAUAGGCAGUUGGAAGAGAUCCGAAAAAGGCGGCUACUGAGAUCGAAAAAAAUUAUGGCAGCAAUACGCAUGUGAAAUUCUUUAUUAUAUUUUAUAAUAAGGAAUAACCGCCAAAGCGUCUGUGGACACACGCAAGACACGGCAAGUUCUGGGAGCUGGACAUUCCUGCCAGCAGCGACCAAUUCUUUAAGGAGUGCUUAAGAAUGAGCCUCGAAUCCUUCGCCUUUUUAUGCAACGAAGUGACGUCUAUUGCAAAAAGCGAUACAACUUUUAGGCAAUGCAUCCCUUUAAACAAGCGCGUAGCGAUUGCUUUAUAUGCGCUUGGUUCCUCAUCUGAAUACAGGACGAUCGGCCGGCUGUUUGGAGUAUCAAAAGGAAGCGUAUGUAAUAUUUUAAUAGACUUUUGUUCUGCGGUCUGGGACAAGUUCGCUCCUAAGUAUUUACCCAGCACAUUCCUUACGCAAAAAAAAAUUUAAGAGUGUGUUAAGGGAUUUGAGAAAAUUGGAUUUCCUCAAUGUCUCGGAGCUGUCGGUAACUUGUACAUAUAAUGCAACUAGUGAUCAAAAAUUAAAAAUUUGUUUAAUUAACUUCAGAUGGAUGCCACAUUAAAAUUAGACCCUCAGCCGCUGAUGCUGUAGACUAUCAUAAUUAUAAGGGUUCGUACUUAAUGGUUUUACUAGCCCUUGUUGACUGCAGGUAUAGGUUUAUGUACAUAAAUGUCGGAGCACCCGGCCGCUGCAACGAUUCUAAAAUUUUCGAAAAAUCAUCAUUAAAACGAGCAUUUCGCUUUACGAAAUUUCUAAUGAAGCCUUAUCCUUACAACGCAACAGCCGAAAACAGCGAAAAGGUGUUUAAUUAUCAACUUUCCAAAUCUAGAAGAGAAGUAGAGAAUGCUUUGGGCCACUUGAAAGCAAGGUUUAGAAGAAUUGGUAAAGGCAUUGAUAAUGACAUCAAAAAUGCAACGUCAAUAAUAAAAUGUUGCUGUGUCCUCCACAAUUUUGUUAAUGAACGUAAUGAUAGCAUUAACAACAAUUGGAUCCAAGUCCAAACCAGUUUUGAAAUCGAACAUCUACGACAGCAACCAGAACCGCCCUACAAUACUCAAAACCACAAUCCCAGCGCGGAAAACAUAAGAGAAUCAAUCGCUUCAUAUCUAUGUACCUUUUAAAUUUCAUUUAUUUCAUACUUUUUUUAAAUUCCUUUCUUUUAUUAUUAAAUUCAUUAAAUCUGUCCUAACAAAUGCCUAGUAACCUUUGG
Molecule: messenger RNA, 1281 nt
Organism: Rhagoletis zephyria (snowberry fruit fly)
Lineage: Eukaryota; Metazoa; Arthropoda; Insecta; Diptera; Tephritidae
Source: RefSeq, a predicted model, not a curated record